Molecule: messenger RNA, 1014 nt
Organism: Phytophthora infestans T30-4
Lineage: Eukaryota; Oomycota; Peronosporomycetes; Peronosporales; Peronosporaceae
Exons: 1
Coding region: 1-1014 (337 amino acids)
Biological process (GO): cellular response to hypoxia
Molecular function (GO): L-ascorbic acid binding; ferrous iron binding; peptidyl-proline dioxygenase activity
Source: RefSeq, a predicted model, not a curated record
AUGAGUGGCAACUUUCCAGGCGUGUACAAGGAGCCAUUCGCGCGCGACUACGAGCGUCUGCAGCGCAAUAUUACUAAAGAGGCAUGUGAGCAACUGGACGAGAAGGGAUACGUGGUCAUCGACGACUGCUUCGGUCACGGCUGGGCGAGCGCGUUGCUCGAGGAGAUGCGCUGGCUCAAUGGCAACAACCAUUUCACGCCCAACAAGACGCAAUUCGCACUUACACAAAACGGCACGGAUGGCAAACCGCAAGCGUUCCACUUCAUCAAGCCUCAUAUUUUUGAAGUGGAUUUACACGAUGCUUCGCUGCGCACCAAAGUGCCUGAACUUGACGCACUUUACCACUCGACAGAGUUGCUGGAUGCAUUGACAAAAUAUUUGCCACAAUACGAUUUGCAAUUUAGCACUUCGGACCGGACACUCAAGUUGCAACGCAAUGCCGGACACGGUGGCUGUUUCCCUUGCCACUACGAUAACCCGGGGGCUCCAAACAAACGAAAGGUCACGUGUUUGCUCUACCUCAACGAAGGUUGGAAACAAGGUGACGGUGGCGAGGUGCAACUUUUCCCCUUCUUGCAACAACCUGUGACUGUUGCACCGAAAAUGGACCGCGUGGUGCUUUUCCAAAGCGAUUGGAUGUUGCAUCGAGUGUUGCCAUCUCGCGCUGAGCGUUAUGUCCUGACAAUUUGGCUGGAUGGUGCCACAGUGAACACACCGGAAGACUCGCAGUUAAAACUGACUCAGAGCGAUUUGGCCGAUUGGUUAGGCUUCUUGGAGCGAUUGCGCCGAUCUCCAGUGCAACGAUUACUGUCCAGAGGAGUGUACGAGGAGGAAUACUACGAGUCGUUGAUGGAAUGCAUGCAAAGCACGUCCACUGAAGGCUGCGUGGAGCUGCUCAAGUCGCAUGAAACACAUCUGGAGAACGUCAAGCGCAACAUUCCUCUGUACAAUUUCAUCAAGCGACUUCGAGAUGUUCGGGAAAUGAACAACGAAGAUCCCGUGUACUUAAGCUAA